Marchantia polymorpha subsp. ruderalis is the source of this 3091-nucleotide messenger RNA. Lineage: Eukaryota; Viridiplantae; Streptophyta; Marchantiopsida; Marchantiales; Marchantiaceae. The record is from the annotation of a GenBank genome assembly.
UUUGGACAUUACGAUGCAGCGGACGAUGCUCGCCGAAGUACACGACAAAGCUGCCACAGACUCGAAUACAUUUCUGCUCGAGAGGGCGGUUCGAACAAAGCGAUUCGGCAAGUCGGUACACUACAGUGUUGUUGUGGUGCGGACGAGGAGGAGGAGGAGGGGUAGGUGGGCGAAACACGAUACUCUCUCAUGAUGUUGUGCCGUAGACGGUGGGGUACGUACACGAGAGCGAGCGAGCGAGCGAGGAAGAAAGAAGCGACGGAAGACGAGCACUCCGUUUCCAUGACGGUACACUUGCUGGUGGGGUCCCGAGCGGCCGCCUGUCCGUCUGUCGCUCUGUCGGUGGGCCUGGCCUGGGCCAGACAGAGCUCAAGCUUCAAGGCUAGAGGCGAGGGCCAGCCAGCCAGCGCAACGCUGCACUGCCCAGUGCCUUCCCUCCUUCCUCUUCCGUUGUUCUCUUGGGCAGCGGUGAAUGCGGCGAGGAGAAUGAGGACGACGUUUUUCAAUCUGCUCGCACAUCUAUCUUAGGCUGUAGUAAUAGGACGCGGAAAUCGGACGAGCCGAGCCGCUCUGUGCGGGAUAGAGGUCCGGAUAGUGCAGGACGUACUGACUGCAGCACUGCUUUCUUCUCCGGGUUUUUCUACCAGGUCGCUUGACCUCCGAAGAAAAGGGGAGGGAGGGGAAGGGAAGGAAUGGAAUGACAGGGCAGGAAGCGAUUCCGAUCCGACUUUUUCUUUAUUUCUUUUUGGGCAACUCUUAAGCAGCAUGUCUUGACUUGCGGGGACUCGGAUGUGGGUCUAGAAUCUUGACCUUGCCUGACUGCGAGGUAGUUUCCAUCCUGGACAAAGGUAAACAGACAAACGGCUUCGGAGCAGCUUUGUUGACUUGGAGAUUUGCCUUCUAGCGGGCACAUCAUAAGCUGAGGUAGGCCAAGUCGGCAGCGGAGAUUUUCAAAACGGAGGGGAAACUCGAAGUACUGUAUUACGGAAUCUUUGGAUGGGGCUGGGUUGGGCUGGGCCAAAAGCCGAGAUGAGAUUUUGCUGAUGAAAUUUGCCAGCUGAAGUGCGAGAGUUUUCGGAAAUCGGCUGGCUGGCAGACGGUUGUUGGAGCCAUGCGGAGCGGCAAAGAUGCUCUGUUCUUCUCGUACUAUGAUCAGAGCAUGCCGUGGAUACGUUGGCAUUCCAAGGACUACAUAUUAUGGCUCUUUAUCUAACAGAGAGAGCUCAUCUGAGGGCUCCUUUUGCCGAGGCCCUCGCUGUGAGCGUUGACAAAUGUAGGCGGGGAGUGGUGGUGCUGCAAGUUAUCAACUCACCACCUUCAUGUAGACGCGUGAAACAGGGAUGGCGGGCCACCUUUGCUGCUGGAGCUCCGAUGUCUCGAACCCAGGCGCUAAAGAUCUGAGUAGAACACAGCACCAAACACCAAAGACUUUUUCUUUGGAUGAGCUUCGAAGAGCCACAAAAAGCUUUUCCUCCAGCAAUGUUGUCGGGAAGGGAGUACAUGGAACGGUUUACAAAGGGAAAUUGCGUGAUGGACAAGGUGCCCCUUUCUUGGUCGCUGUGAAGAGAUACUCUGGAGAUUUCAGUAAGGAGUUUCAAGUCGAGCUGAAUGCCCUAUCAAGGCUGCAUCAUCUCAACAUCAUUCGAUGCCUUGGUUCUUGCAUCCAGAAAGACGAGAAGCUACUAGUUUUGGAGCAUGCCUACCAUGGCAGCCUGUACAGUUACUUGCACUCUCAAAAGCCAAUCCUGAGCUGGACCGAAAAGCUGUCGAUAGCUUUGGGUAUCGUCGAAGGUUUGAAAUAUCUGCGUGCGGCAAACAUAAUUCACAGAAACCCCAAUUCCUCCAACAUUCUUCUGGACAAGAGUCUCGUGCCCAAAAUUGCAGGAUUUUCGUUGUCACUGAAAGCUUAUAAGGUCAAGGAAGAAGAAGGGCUACACAUUUCGUUUCUGGGUACACAAGGCUACACAGAUCCCGAUUAUCGAUCACAGGGUGCUAUGUCGACAACUGUGGAUAUCUAUAUAUUCGGUGUCGUUCUUAUGGAGCUAAUUACGGGAAAACCGCCUGUUGCUCCAGUAACUGACACCCUUCUUGUUACCGAAAUGCAUCAAAAGCAGGCCAGUGGCAGCAACUUCUCUGAUCUUGCGGAACCGAACGGCGUUGUGUCCCCUCUACUUACUUCAUCCAUAAAGAUUGCAAUGGAAUUAGCGCUAAGAUGCACACAAGCUGAUGCGAGAGAGCGGCCACGGUUAAAUGAAAUUCUUUGCUCGUUGGAAGAAGCAUUGAGACUACAGACCAGAGAAUGAAAAGGUUAGGGACUUGAUAAGGGCCCGACCCUAUGAACAAUUUGGGGUAAUUAUUUGCAGACAUAUCCUAUCGUAUAAGCUAAGAUUUCGUCCCUCGAUUCUUCCCGUUCCAACUUUCAAAUGUAGCAGUAGUGAGGCCGAUACCUGAUCUACCUACAUCAGCAUGGCAACUUACAUUUGCUUGGACUCUAUCAAAGGACGGUCAUUUUUGAUUUAGAUAAUGGGCUAGGAAGAGGAAGUUAUAAGUGUUGAUUCUGGUGCUACCUGGUAUUUAGCGAAGGAAUCGGUAAGUACCAAACCGUCUGUGGUCAGUAGCGAAACUUACACGGUUCACGCACACCCUUAGAAGAAAAGUCAUGGUGUAAUCUGGUCCUAUGCAUUGGCCGCAAUAUGGGAGCAUAGAAUGUUGUAUGCUUAUGGUAUUAUCCCGUCUUCCACUUCCAGAUUUCUUGCCAAGAGUCGAGAAAAUGUUUUUGGAUGGUGUUAAGGGUCACUACGAUCAUGGAAAUGAAGUUGAGGCAGUAGCGGUUGCUGACAAGCAACCUUUUGGCAAAUAAGCAACCGUUACUGCCUAAUCUAAGUAUCCCACCACCAAAUUUUCGAGCAUCAUCAUACAUUAAUUUUAGGUGGGUUUGCGGCUCAGCCCAAACUUUACUUUCAUAUGGGCUGUCGAGGGAUCCAUAACAUCGUCUACUUUAAGAAACGUCCAAUUCUCUGAUCCUUGGUCUUCAGGAGGGACUGAUUCGACUGUACGAAAUUUCCCUAACAUCAUACGAAAUCGUGAACAC